UCAUCAUCGAUAUUCUAUUUUCAGUAACACAUUUCGUGCAUUAUUCAAGCUCUGUCUCAAUUUCGAUUUUUUUUUUUUAAGGUGUGGAAAAAUUUAUUCCCACACACCUCCUAUAUCGCUUCAUUUCACCUGACCGGUGAAAAUAAUCCCUAUAUAUCUUUAUUAGGCCCCACCUCAUCCUGAUUUUUGCACUGUAUUAAUGUCGAUACUCACUCAGUUUCAAGAAGACUAUGCUCUCAAGCCCGAAGCGCGCGUCGACCUGGUCAAAUCUUUGACAACGGGUACGGAGGAGUAUUAUCUCUACCGCCUUCGAUAUCUCUCGCAACAGCUCCAAUCUGGCGAAGAACCAGCCACGGCUCAAGUCAUUGAUGAAGCUACAGCUUUGAUCAAAGAGGCUGAGAGUUCGAAUGUAGUCAAGGACAUCGAGCAGUUAAAGCAACUGGAGACACAAAUUGCAUUGCUUGCGUUUCCGGUCAAGCCUGAUAUCUUAUUGAAACGACUAGACCAUGACCCUAGUUUAGCUACCAUUAACUCCAAUCAAGAGUCACUUCCAGAGCAAGAUGCUGAUGUUACUACUGCUGCCGAAAGCGCAGUAACUGAGAUUGAAUCUCCUUCACUCGGCCUCAAUGAUUUGCCUACAGCCCUCGACCAGAAGAUGGUGAAGACUGAGCUAUUGGUCGAAAAGUUACUGGACCGGAUUCAAGAAUUUAAAUCCUAUCCAUUAAAUGUUCGAUCAGAUACGUGGCCAUAUUUGAUUGCACAGCCAAGGAUGGAGACCAUCCUGGAGCGGAUGAACUUAGACCAGCUUAAGCAGCUGUUCUAUGAGCUUGACAUCAAGUAUUCGCCAAAGAGUCUUGAAAUCAUUGGAAGAGCUGAUACAAGUCAGUUUGACAGAGUAGUGGUGCAGAUAGUUUUGAGACUAUAUCAGCACAACAAAUUCUCGUUCUCUAGCCCAUACGGCUCUAAGCUCGAGUCCCUAACAAGGGCUCAGUUGGAGGCAAUCAAGAAAGAACAGCCACGGGUAAUGGACGAUGAAGGCUUUGUUGGAAUGAUGGAACAGAGGAUCAUACCUGAGCUGUUUCCAGAGAAUAAAGAAAGGGCCUAUGAGGAUUGGUUAAAGAGGAUGCUAGCGUUUGUAGAAGAGUUGUCACCAAAGUUCAACCGACACAAGUUAGCGGUUUACCUAUUGAGUCUGGAACGUGGUCUCGCCAAAGGCAUCAUGGACAAGGCAAUGUUUUUAAGAUAUGUUGAAAUCCCACGGAACCUAACCAGCUACCGUGCAAAGAAACGAACAGACGUUGAAAAAGGCGAUUACGUGGAGUUGGGUAAAGGCCUAGCUCAUUGGUCAAUGAGGAUUAGUCCCGCAUCGCCCGAGCGUGAUAGUGAGGUCGUGAAAGAACAUCUUUCUUAUUUCAUGCUUGAGGCCAAAUCCUCAGAUGAGUUUAAACAGUAUUUCGAGACGGCAUUUCUGGAUCCUCUCUUAGCACGCGUCAUGCUGACCUCUGGAGACAAGGAUGUUACAAAGUGGUCUGGAUUACUUGCAAAAAAUGAAAGUUUAUCAGAGCUUACAGAAAAGACCAGUCUCAAGUUUUCACCGGACAAUCCCUCAAAAUUUCUGCCAUCAGAUCCUGUGAUCUUCAAGCUGAGGGUCAAAAACGCGAAGCGGAUCCUUAUCCGUGUCUUUGAAGUCAAAACAUUUGAGUAUCUACAGCAACAUGGUGAUUCCACCAUGGGCCAAAAAUUAAAUUUAGAUGGCCUGACGCCCAACUGGGAACACAAUAUAACUCUGGACCGCCCAGCGAUCGAAAUGCACGAGCUCAAGGUCGAACUUCCAGAACUAGCCAACAGGCGAGGCGCGUUUGUCAUGGAUGUGAUCAGUAACGGCGAGAACAGUUCUGCUUAUUUUACAAAGGGCUGCCUUGAUUUUAUCGAGAGACAAAGUAUUGCAGGGCAUGUCUUGACCAUCAUUGAUGAAAACCAGAAAAAACUCUCCGAGAAAUGCUCCGUGUGGCUGAGCGGCUAUUAUUACAAGCCAAAUAGAGAUGGUGACAUUAUCAUUCCUUACAGGAAUCCAUCGUCAGCGGGCUCAGAUCCAUAUAUCUAUCUCAUUCACAACGGUUUCACGACUCGCCGUGAGUUCUACCAUAGAAUUGAGGAUUAUGUUCUCAAGCUUGCAUGCCAUAUCGACCAUGAAUCUUUUAUUGCUGGGUCAACAGCUAAGAUUCUGGUGAAACCCACUGUCCAGAUUCAAGGAAGUACCAUUACAAUCUGCCCUAUUAGGCUCCUUGAGCAAGUACAACUAUCAAUCGAAGCCAACGAUACGAACAGUAUCCGAUCGACCACAACAGUCCCAGAUUUUAAAGUCCAUGACCUAGACUGGACAGAGUACAAUUUCCAGGUUCCAGAAAACCUGUCAAAGCUGACCGUGACACUCUCAGGCAAGGUCAAGGUCAUCUCGAAAGGAGAGUUUCAAGACCUUAAUGCGUCUCGCAGUUUCUCAUUUGGCAGUCCAUGCUCGGAUGAAAAGGUGAACCUUGGAGAGAAGUAUGGUUGGGUGAAUGUACAAGUCCCAGGCGAGUUUGUCACGCUGCUUCAAAAACAGUCCGAUGGAUACAAUGUCCUUGCUCUUGGCAAGAAUGGCGAGAAGCGGCCAUGUAUCCCACUAGAACUUGAAGUCGAGCAUCCUCUCCAACAUGAGCGACUCAUAUUCUGCUUACGAACAGAUGACAACGGCCAGGUCCAUUUGGGGCACUUAAAUGACAUUGAACAACUUGUCUGCCUGACCUCUAGAAUGAAAUGGCAGAUCUGCGGCCGUGAAAAAUACACAUAUCCCCCCAAGGUCCACAGUGUUGAGGGAGAGCCCAUCUGCUUGCCUUUAGGGCGACAGGAUAUGGGUACAAUCCGCAAGAUUGCCCUCUUCUCGGUCAAUGGAGACCCGGAUCAUGGCCCCGUUUGUGUGUUGGACGACUACACUAACCAUAUCCGGCUGUCGAAUGGCUUAUUAACGAUUAGAGGGUUGAAGGCAGGGCAUUACGGAUUCCGAAUCGGAGACGAGGUGACCUGCCAGCUUGCAGUCACUCGCACCAGCUCUUCAGCGUCCAAAAUCCAAGGACUGGGAGAAUAUAUCGUUGAGUCCAAUCCAAUGUUGGAAGUUCAUGAGACUUCCAAGCACCCGCUGUAUCUUACUGAGCCCAUGCUUGAUACCGAGAGCCGGACGGUUGAUAUCCAACUUUAUAACUGGAACCCUGAGACAAGAGUCAUCGUAAUUGCUUCCAAAUUCGUACCUUACGAAACAUCUGUAUUUGAUGAAAUCAAGGCGACGAAUUACGAAGCGCUUUGGAAAUCCACAAAAACAGAGCUUUCACCAACCUCGUUUAAGACCGGCCGUGUCUUGGGUGAAGAAUACCAAUACAUUUUGAACCGAAAAGCACAGUCAACGCAUUGGGCAGGGAACCUGCUCACAAAGCCUAGUGUCUUGCUCACGCCUAGAAGUAUCGCCGACACUACUAUGUCCAAGCAGGUGAUGCGGGGUGACGAUCUUACUGAAACCAUUACACAGAGAGCAAUGGGAGCGAACGCAUCGUGCCUUCGAGCUUGUGGUGCAGAUCUUGCAAAUGCCCGCAUGCUGUUCAAGGAAAGUGGACGAGGACAUGAACGCUUGAGUCCACUACUCAACUUCUUGGCGCAUCCAAGUGUCGCCUUGGCUAACUUGAUCCCCGAUGGUUCUACGGGUACUGUUAGUGUCCCUUGCUCGGCUUUGAAAGAAGGAACAUUCCUUCAAAUUUUCGCUUCGGAUGGCUAUCAGGCUACUCAACGAUCGUUUAUGAUUCCACGCCAAGCAAACGGUACUUCGGACAAGGAGGGAUUCCAGAAGCGUGACCUCCGGUUCAAGAGUCAGAUGGACCAUACAAAGCAUUAUAUUGGAGAUAGAAUUGGGAUUAAUCUGGAACCUCAGGCCCUAUCGGCUACUGAUGGUGAGCCAUCAUACUCGGUCGCAUCUGUGACACUAACAUCAAACAGCAGCUCGUCAUCUAAUGUUCGAGUGAUCAACUCGGUGAGUCAGGUCUACGACUUGAUGAUGACCCUACUUGCUACAGAAGACCAUAAGCGGACAUUAAGCAAGUUUGGAUUUAUCACAGAUUGGAAUCGUCUUUCAAAUGAGGCCAAGAAAGAAAAGUUUUCAAAAUGGAACUGCCAUGAACUCAACUUGUUUCUCUUCAGGAAAGAUAGACAGUUCUUCAACACAGUUGUUGCACCGUAUUUGAAGAACAAACUGCUGAAGUCGUUCAUGGAUGAUUACUUAAUUGACGCCCCACUUGAAAAGUACACGGCCCUUCACGAAUUCAGGGUGCUGACAUGCAUGGAAAAGUGCCUCCUAGCUCAGCGCAUCCCUAGCUUAAAACCCGCGGUGGCUCAGUGGCUCAAUGAUAGGAUGAAGCACAGACGUGGGGCAAGCAAUGUCAAACUUUUCUUGACAGUUAUGAAAUCUGGUAGCUUAAAAGCAUCGGAUGCUAGUGCUGAUUUGGGAUACUCACCCUCGUCGCCCAACUAUUCCCCUACGGAUCCCGUUAAUGAUGAGGAUGAUGAGGAAAGCGAUGAAGAUAUGGGCUUUGCUCUUAUUGAUGAAACCCCAAGCAGAGCUAUAUGUGCUACCUACAAUGCUAGUUCUCCUCCUCCUCCUCCCCCUCCCGCCCCUAUGGCCAGAAUGGCAAGAGUGUCAGCUUCCGGUGACAGAGAUCGAUCCCAAGCGGAGAGGAUCUUGAACAGUCGGUUUAAGCCUGUGGACCUCACCAAAGAAAUGGCAGAGACAUAUUACUAUGGUAGACAGGAUUUCAUAAACAGCGACAGUGAAUAUGAGCCGAACCAGUUCUGGUGGGAUUUAUCCCAAUGGGAUGAAUUUAAAGGUGGACCGUUCCUGUCUCAGAACUUCGUAGCGAACGCUGGAUCAUUUACAGAUGCAAUGGGUACAAUUGCUCUACUGGAUGUAGCAUUCCGUCCAAAGAAUACAUUGUUAACACGCUCCGCGAGCCAUAACUUAGUUAUCUCAUCGGAGUCGCCUGCCAUCAUUUUCCAUUCUUCUACUAAGGAGCUGGUAGAACCACCUGUGACGGGAUCAGUCCUGGUGACCCAACAGUACUUUGAGCAGACUGAAAAGGCCACAUACGACGAAGUUAUGAGGGAUUAUGUACGUCGAUACAUCCAACCAGGUACCGAAUUCAGGCCACUCGAAUCUUAUGGCGCCCAUGUUGUCUUGAUGAAUGCUACUCCUAAUCCGAUGAAAGUACAUUUGGAAGUCCAGCUUCCUCAUGGGUCAAUCUCGCUCUAUCAUAGCCUGGAGUCAGGACAGGACAUCGAGCUUGAGCCCCAUGGAACAUUCCAGUACGAGUAUGGAUUCUACUUCCCUGAAGAAGGCGACUUCCCCCACUAUCCAGCACACGUAUCGAAUUAUGAGGAUGUGAUCGCGUACGCAACCCCUGCAACUCUUAAAGUCAGGGCCCCAGAGCCUGGCCACAAGGAAGCGACAGACACUAGAACGUGGAACUAUGUCCUCAAGCAUGGUAGCAAAGACGACAUCUUGAAUAAACUAAAAACCAGCCCAUUGGAUAAUUUGCCGACCGAUCAGCUGUUACCUCGGCUAUAUAAGGAUAGGAAGUUCUUGCAGCAAGUGACAUCAGCACUGCGUUUGCGACAAGAGUAUAAUGAAGCGAUCUGGAGCGUCGCUUUGACAGGCCAGGAUCAGGAAUUAGUCAAGGAAUAUCUAAUGAAUCUACCACCGUCUACUAUUAACACUGGAGAUUGGUUUCAAUCAAGCGUAUUUGUCCGAACAGCCCGCUCAAGGCUAGAGGGUCCAUGGGAUACCUCGCUUAAAUAUCUGGAAUACUUCCCUUUAAUCAACUCGAGAGCCCAUAAAGCUACACGUACCGCUGCCAUUUUGAAUGAUCGAUUCAGAGAUCAAUAUGCGCGGUUCUUGAGAAUGUUAAGCCAAAAGCCUCAUCAUGACAUUAGCGAUUUGCUAGUAUUGAUUGUCUACCUCUUGGCGCAGGACCGAAUCGUAGAGGCCAAGGACAAGUUCCAAGAGUUAUCCGACCUUAUGAAAAACAGAGGUAGUCAAGGAAAUAGCUUACAACAGCUCCAGUAUGACUACCUCUGGGCAUACUUGAGCCUGUGUGUGGAGGUUCAGGUUGGCUCUGUAGCCUCAGAUCUGGGGCUAGAUUUAUCGGGAGUCCAGAAAUUGCUAACCAAAUACCGAGACUAUCCUGUAGAGCGCUGGAACAAGCUGUUCAAAGACAUGCAGUUGUAUGUUGAUGAGGUUAUACAAUCGAUGGCUGAAAACGAGAUAUCCUCCUCUUCUACUGCUUCCAAGGAAGGCCAGUCCACCUCGACAUCAUCAACUGUUGUAGCAGCUGUAAAAGCUGUCGCUACUGCUACAGGCGCUGGCGGGGAUCAUCAACAGUCGAAGGAUACUUUUAAUGGAGACGAAGGGGAAGAGGAUGACAAUACUGAAGAACCCGUAAUGGUGGACUUUAAGAUUGGGGACAGAAACAUGCUGACUGUUCGUCAUCGUGGUGUGCGAGAAAUCACUGUUGAAUAUUACUCGAUCGAUGCAGAGACCAUGUUCUCGGCUUCACCUCUUACUCUGAGUGAUCAAGGAGAAACUGAGUCGAUAUCAUCGGAUUCGAACAGUGACCAGAAUUGGUACAAGAAGAAUAAUAAGCAAGACGAUUCGAGCAACAGCUACCGUCUCGUGAAACCCAAUGGUACGGAUAAGCAUGUUGUGCAACGAGCAGUUGGCAGCGAUGGAAUCUUUGUAGUUCCGCUUUUGCCUCAGUAUUUGAAUUCGAACGUGAUGAUCUCUUUGACAACGAGCCCACCUUUGGCUACGCGUACUUGGAAGGCAUAUUACUCACAAACGAUUGCGGUGCAGUGCGUGGAGCGUAUGGGUAUGAUGAGGGUUGUCUGCAAGACCGAUAACCGUCCGAUCCGAGGAAGCUAUGUGAAGGUGUAUGCAGAGAUGAAACAAGGUGGUGAAGCCGUGUUCUGGAAGGAUGGGUACACAGAUUUAGUGGGUCGGUUUGCUUACGCGUUGGUGUCUACGGGCGCUGCAACAACAGGAUCGGGAUCAUCGGGAUCAAAUGAUGCGGGACUUGGGGGUGUGAAGCGAUUCGCAGUAUUUGUGGAUGGUGGACGAGAGGGAUGUGUUGUCAAGUCUUUACCUGUGCCACCUGUGUAACUAUGUAUCUGAUACAAAUAUACUAAUACAUAUAAAACCACAAGGUGUCAAAGUGUGAAAUAAAGCUCUAUCAAUUUCCUGAAAUU
Lobosporangium transversale is the source of this 7317-nucleotide messenger RNA. RefSeq lists its product as hypothetical. The record is from RefSeq and is a predicted model, not a curated record. The transcript has 15 exons. NCBI's taxonomy places the organism in Eukaryota, Fungi, Mortierellomycota, Mortierellomycetes, Mortierellales, Mortierellaceae. Bases 200 to 7231 code for a protein of 2343 amino acids.